CUUGAGGGAAUUUGGGGGUAGCAACGUCAGAUCAAGCGAGGUUGGAUGGUGUCUUGAUCGUGGCACAUGAGGGGGUGUAUACGUGGUUGGGCAGGAGGUGGCGGUAGAGUAGAAUCGAGGGUGGAGUGUGACGGAUUGGUGCGCGCUCGUUACAAUAUUGGGUUACAUUACUUCUUGCCAACAUCGACGGUGUGGCAUGGAGAUGCCGCCAUUGCGGACACUUUGAACGUGAGUGAUUGUGAAGACUUCAUUGGGGACGUGCGACGACGUAUUCGUUGGCAGCUACUGCGAAAUGGGCAGUUGGGGGUCCGAAAUCAGUGCCUGCACAAAUUCAGCAGGGGUUACGGUCGUGGUAACAGGAGCUACCAACCUCGUGCGUUCUUAACACGAGAACAUGUUGACUUCAUCGAGAAAUUAAAGUUGAAAGACGUGGUGGAGGAAGCGCGUAAGAAGGACCUGGAGAAGAUUGCCAGAUUACGAGGACUUGGAUGGGAGGUUGAGGAGAAAAAAGGUAAAGUACCUGACACCGGAGUAGAAAUGCAAGGUAAAGGGAAAAACAAGAAGCAAGGUGGAAAAGACAAAGGGAAAGGGAACGUUGAUGAGGUAGGGAAGGAGGAGGAAAUGAAGAAGUGGAUAGCCUCAAACUUUGGAGGUUCUAUGAGGAUACUGUCUGAGAAACUUGAGGAAGUAGAGAAGAAGUCGAGUUUAAAGAUGGCUGAGAUGGAAGAGCUGAAAAUGCUGAGAGCAGAAAAAGAGAUGAGAGAGUUGAGAGAAAAUUCGAGCUCUGAAAAAAAGAAAAGGGAUACUGGGUCUCCGGCAAAAAGGAAAGGGAAGGUCAGAUCACGUUCAAACCUGCUGAGAAAAACAGGUAGAAAAGCAAAGCCAGUUGAAGUAUCUUCGGACGAAGGCAGCAAGGGUCAGGACGCAGUGGUGCAGAAUCUUAGCAAGAUACAGGAACUGUGCAAGAAGAAGGGGGUACCAUACAAGCGGAAAGAGGCUGGGGUAUGGGAGCUAGCCAGACUUGACUUUGAGGUGCUAUUGAAGAUGGAGAAGACAGUGGAGGAGCAGGAUGACAUUGAUGAUGAGAAGGUGAGCGAAGGAUCAGAGGACUCAUCGGAAAGCGGUUCCAGCUCAGAUGAAGAAGCCCAGGACGACGACAUAGCGGGAAACUGAAGCAUGCCAGUAAGCGUGCACUGUUGAGAGUUUGUAAGAAACUGGCCGGUUGGGCCAGUCACUACGAAGGGAGUAUCAGUUGUGAAAUUGGGAAUGUUUCAAAACAUUGUGCCUUACAUGUG
Chara braunii is the source of this 1295-nucleotide messenger RNA. The record is from the annotation of a GenBank genome assembly. NCBI's taxonomy places the organism in Eukaryota, Viridiplantae, Streptophyta, Charophyceae, Charales, Characeae.